Aegilops tauschii subsp. strangulata is the source of this 2902-nucleotide messenger RNA. RefSeq names its product protein FAR-RED IMPAIRED RESPONSE 1. Lineage: Eukaryota; Viridiplantae; Streptophyta; Magnoliopsida; Poales; Poaceae. Gene Ontology annotation, molecular function: zinc ion binding. The record is from RefSeq and is a predicted model, not a curated record. Gene Ontology annotation, biological process: regulation of DNA-templated transcription.
CCACAUUAUCAUCAAUCCAAGGAUCAGAGAAGAAAAAGGGGAGCUAGCUUCAGAGCGGGGCCAUGAUCUACAGAAAUGAUCACACUUAGGGCAGAAGAAUGAUGAAGCCCCCGUGCUUUUCUAACCCAGUGGCCGCUUCUGACCUGGCUAAUGUAAGGACACAUUAAUCAUACAUGUUACUGCUAUUAAUCUUGGCUUGCAUGAUGAAGAGGUGUAAUUCACUCGAGAAAAAGAAUAUUCUCCUUCCUGCGCCGUAAGUCCCGACCGCCGCGGGCGACAGAGACGGCCCCCGGAGUUGACGCCGCCGGGGAAGGAGCGGCCGGGUCGAGAUGAAGGAGGACUCUGAGGCGCCGCACCCGCACGCCAAUGGCGCCGCCGCCGCCCCUCCUCCUCCUCCUCCUAGGGCACGGCUGGGAGAUGAACAUGGGUCUGCUUCUGUGUAUCGUGUCAGCGCACUGGAGAAGGCAAUUGCAGGGUUCGAGCAGAGGGAAACUGAGGCCGUGGUCAAUCCAACCGUGGGGACUGUCUUUGUUUCUCUUGACGAGGCCUAUGAGUUCUACAACAUUUAUUCCUGGGAAUCUGGAUUCGGAGUCACCUAUGGACCGAGUAGUGUGGAUUCUCAUGGAACCAAAUGCAUACAGCAAUUUGUUUGCGCGUGUGAGGGGAAACCAAGCAAGGACAGCAACUCAUUUCGUCGGUGUGAAUGCACGGCAGCGAUUCUUUUGUUGAGAUCCAGAGACGGCGGAUGGUGUGUGUGCGAACAUCAAGUGGGGCAUAACCAUCCACUUUGUAAGACGUGUGCGCAGAGGUCAUCCUGGGAGUCUCACAGCAGUAUCGACAAGAACACAAGGGACUUGAUUCGCCAACUAAGGGAAAACAAUGUGCCACACAUUGCUGAUAAUGAAGCAAAGGAUCUGCUGUCUGAGGAUCUCAGAAAGACCGUGGAAACCUUCGCUAGGAUCAAAGCAAAGGAUCCAACAUUUGAAUAUUCUGGCUUGCAGGUUGAUAGUAACUGUAGAGUAAGGCCACUACUCUGGACCAGUGGCCAGAGCGUUCAGUACCAAUACUUUGGUGAUGUGAUUAUCUUCGACACAACCUACAGAUCGGACGUGUAUGGAAUGCCGUUCGGCCUUUUUGUUGGAGUCAACAACAACUUCGAGACCAUAGUGCUUGGUGGGGUGCUGAUGAUAAACGAGAAAACGGAGAGCUUCAAAUGGGUGUUGAGUCAGUUCUUCCAAUUAAUGGGUGGGAAACACCCCCAAACUAUACUGACCGACCGCUGCGAGGCAAUUGAGGAAGCUGUGUUGGAGGUACUGCCAUCCACCACACACAGAUGGUUCAAGUGGCAUGUCCUUGGAAGGGCAAAGGAGUACCUCGGUUUUCAUUACACCAAAACUAGUAGCUUCCGGGUGGAGCUCCACAGAAUUCUGACCGACACGCUGACGACUGAUGAGUUUGAGAGAGCAUGGGAGAUGCUGCUAGAGAAGCAUGGAUUGGAGAACCACCCAUUUCUGCAGGAGAUCUAUGAGGUUCGGCAUAAGUGGGUUAAGGCAUACUUCAGUGACACAUUCUGUGCUACACUGACUAGCACACAAAAGAGCGAGAGCGCGAAACACUUACUGAAACAACACGUUCCACGGGAUUGCUCAAUGGAGCUUUUCGUUCAACAGUACGUGGAACCGCGGUGCGAUCAAGAACCGGACUAUGGGUUUGAGGAUAAGCCGACUACUAUGGAUGAGAUUGUUCUGAGAACAAAUCUGCCAAUCGAGAAGCACGCCAGCGAGGUGUACACAAGACCAGUGUACGAACUGUUUGUGCAAGCCAUACGCGAAUCUGAAUCUUACAUGGUGGAGGCAGUCAUCCCCAACUUGAAGUACAUAGCACGGCAUCCCAGCAGUGAAACCAGGGAGAAAUGGUCUAGGGUGGAAUAUGAGGUCAAUGUUAGAGAAGACGGUGAGGCAUUCAUGUGCGUGUGCAAGCAAUUUGAGCACACGGGGAUGCUCUGCUGCCAUGCCGUCAAGGUGAUGAUCCACUUGGGGGUGCGUGAGAUACCAAGGCUACACGUCAUGCCACGCUGGACAAGAAAGCCGCUGCAGUGCCAGAUGCACUGCCGCAGUGAACCGCAGGAUGACACGUGCCAGCAAUGCAGGCACUCGGUGCUGCAUGAUAAGCUCUUUGGCCUAGCGCGCCGCGCCUGUAAGGAUGAACGGUAUUAUGAGGUCCUCAUGAGCGGCCUCGACAGAAUGGAGCGAGGCAUGGCCGCGGCAGAGGCAGCACCCCCACCCCGCCGCGCCAAGCCGGCAUCACGGAAGUCAAGGAGGAGGAAGCGUUGAUUGCUUACUCCUGGAUGUCUGGAAGCCUGUCUGAGGCCUCUGCGAUGCUUGGCAGGGCGUGGAAGGAUAUGUCAACUGACUUGUUCUUUUUGCUUUUUAUCUCGCAUGCGCGCGUGUGAACCUCUGAAUGACUGAACCUGCCUGCGUAUGAAUGAAGUAUUUUGCAUGUUCUCCAACGGCCCGGCACCAUGGCCGUUUGCGUUAAGGCGGCCCUCUGUGCCUGUAGGUAGUCUAGUUGGAUGGUCAAACCAACUCCGUCUAUGCAAUGUCAGGGGAAUAUGGCCUGCGUGAUACAUUGUGAACGUCGUAACACCUUCUGAAAUUAGAUGAUACUCCGUGCAUUGCUACGGAACAUAAGCAUGCAGAAGAAAAUAGAUUGUGGCUGUCAUGGAUGGUCAUUAGUGUGAGCUCUGUUCUUUUGCUGUUGCUGCUAUUGUUAUUUUCCAUGGAGCUUCUGUUUAUCUGGUUGUCUAUUUUAGAGACACCAGAUUCAGUAGUUAAGGAGAAUCGUGAAAAUUUAGCUGUAAAGUCAGCCUAUUCUGCUAAUGAAGUUUAUUUCAGUGCAUGUA